Molecule: messenger RNA, 1332 nt
Organism: Alternaria alternata
Lineage: Eukaryota; Fungi; Ascomycota; Dothideomycetes; Pleosporales; Pleosporaceae
Exons: 1
Coding region: 347-1156 (269 amino acids)
Source: RefSeq, a predicted model, not a curated record
GUGGCGAUUUGACCACUGCUCAUUAUCCUUCGCCAGUGUUAGGAAAUAACUCUCACUUAGUCACUUUAACUUCGCCGAACAACUCCGCCUCGAACAGCAGAUUGUACAAUGCGGGCUGUACUGGCGAAGCAGCUCAACAACGAGCGAACGAACUCCAACUUGAAGCAGAAGAGACAGUGGUUGUUCAACUCACCCAGUAUGACUACACAGCGCACCUUUACUCUACUUUCGUUUCUUGAGUUCUUAUUCUUCACUAUCGACCAUGAAUCGAAAUGAAGUUUCGUAAACAGUGACCACCGAAAGAAUGAAACUGGGAAUCUCUGGAUAAAGAGCGGAACCAGCGACGAUGGGAUUCAUAUUGAGCACCAAAGACCUCGCAACAGCUAAUGCGUCCGAACAUGAUCAGAUCAAGAGGGUUCUAGAGCCGUUCCGACAGAUCUUCAUGACUAUACUAGAGAACGCAGAGAACGAUUGCGUAAGUCAUUUCACAAUAGACCGGACUUACAGCCCCGCAAUUAUCACUCUUCACCCUGCCAAUGGAAAUGAUUUUAGCGUUAGCGCAAAGGGUCGAGCAGCCUUUCCGCCGAGCGUUCCUUACGAUAUGCAAACAGCGAUCUUGAAGUUCAACCAGUGUGACCUGAGCGUUCUCAGUCUCUUGUGUUGGAUUCGCGAUGCGCUUCGGCCAACUGGUGCUACAGUAGAUUGGCUAAUGAUCGUUUCUGUCCGACCUCUUUCCAUACUUCACUAUUCUGACGAAGAACCCGUAACGAGGAAUGGCCGUCAUUCGGUACUCGCAAUCACCACUGCGAGUCGCGAAGAAUAUAUCGCGGACUUCACGCUUGAACAGUUCGGAUAUCCGGCCGAACUUUGGUUCCUCGAGAAAGCAGAAUAUCUUACACGCUUUGUGGAGGCAGGAGCAAGUUGGCGCAUUGCUUCUGCGGAGGACAUGGACGACGCGCAUUGUGAUAUUGCAGAGUGUGAUAUUCAGCAACCCAUUAGGACCUGUAUUGAUGCUGUUUGCCAAGAAAUCGAUUGGCUGAGUUAUUACAAGCUUUCGGCUGAAGAACGCAUACCCUGGCUGGAAGCUCGCAUUCGAGAAACCGUAGGUAGGCUUGAAGCAGAAGACGAACUGGACUCAACACUAGAGGCCGCUUAGUAUAGAGGCAAGUUCAUAAAUGCACGGCAAGUGUGAGGCUUCCUCCAGUUUGCGAUGGUAUUUGUUGCAAUUUACAAUUCCGUACAAGUUGUGAUUGGCUCGUCGGCUCAGUGUCAUCUCCACCCGAAGGACAAUAACCUAGGGAAGACUGGUGAUGGUCUCCACUUCUUCACAGG